Molecule: messenger RNA, 12137 nt
Organism: Ficedula albicollis (Collared flycatcher)
Lineage: Eukaryota; Metazoa; Chordata; Aves; Passeriformes; Muscicapidae
Gene: EPPK1
Product: epiplakin 1
Biological process (GO): wound healing; intermediate filament bundle assembly
Cellular component (GO): cell junction; keratin filament; cytoskeleton
Molecular function (GO): keratin filament binding; structural molecule activity
Source: RefSeq, a predicted model, not a curated record
GCUGGGAGCUGUGCAGCAGGACCAUGGAGAGGCAGCCAGCGGUGAACGGCCACGCUGCCCCCAGCUCUGCUGGGCAGGACACGCCAGGGACCAACCACCCGCGCCAGGACGCGAUGCCGGGCGAGCAGCACGGAGCCGCGGGCAAGGACGUGGGCGCUGCCAGCAGGGAGCCCUCGGAGGCGGCGGGCAGCAUCGCGGGCGUGUUGGUAGAGGCUUCCAAGAGGAUCAUGAGCUUUUAUGAAGCCACCAGAGAGCACCUGCUGAGCCUGGACACCGCCCUGUGCCUCCUGGAGGCGCAGGCGGCCACGGGCUCCAUCUCCGACCCGGUGGGCAAGCGCCGCGUGCCCGUGGCAGAGGCCGUGCGCACGGGGCUGGUGGGGCUGGAGCUGAAGGAGAGGCUGCUCUCGGCAGACAGAGCUGCUACCGGCUUCGUGGACCCCUACACGGAGGAGAAAAUCCCCCUGUACCAGGCCAUGCAGAAGGAGCUGCUGGGCAGGGAGCAGGGCGUCCGCCUGCUCCAGGCCCAGAUGGCGACCGGAGGCGUCAUCGACCCGGCCACGGGCGGCCGGCUCCCGGCAGGAGAGGCCUGUGAGAGGGGAUUUUUGGAUGAGGAGAUGAGCCAGCUGGUCUGUGACCCCAGCCACGAGGAGAGCAGAGCGUUCCUGGACCCCAGCACCGCGGAGAAGGUCACGUACGCGGAGCUCAGGAAAAGGUGCCUCGUGGAUCCCGCCUCGGGCUUCCUGCUCCUGCCGCUGCAGAUCACCUUCCCGGGGCUGGCAGGGAGGGUGAGCAGCAGGGCCCUGCUGGACUCUGGCAUCAUCAGUGCCGACGUGUUCCGAGCCCUGGAGGAGGGGAAGGUCUCUGCCCAGGAGGUGGCGGAGAACGACAUCGUCCAGCACUUCCUGCGCGGCUCCAGGAGCGUGGCCGGAGUCGUGCUGCCCUCCGGGGAGCCGAGGAGCCUUUACCAGGCGCUGAGGGAGCAUCUCCUGGUGCCUGGCGCCGCCCUCAUGCUCCUGCAAGUCCAGGCCUCCACCGGCAGCCUGACAGACCCCCUCAAGAACCAGAGCUACUCAGUGGAUGAGGCCGUCAGGGUCGGUCUCGUCGGCCCAGAGCUGUAUGAGAAACUGUCCUCAGCUGAGAAAGCCAUCACUGGGUACAAGGACCCUUCCACUGGGGAAAUGCUCUCCCUGUUCCAAGCCAUCAGCAAGGGCUUUGUGCCCAGGGAUCACGGCCUUUGCCUUCUGGAGGCUCAGCUGGCCACGGGCGGCGUCAUCGCCCCGGGCAGGCACCUGCGCGUCCCCAUGGAGACGGCCUGCGAGUGGGGCUACCUGGACGAGGCCACCAGGCAGCUCCUGUGCAGCCCCCCCGACCACGCCAAGGGCUUCUUCCACCCCGGCUCCCAGGAGAAGCUGAGCUACGCCGAGCUGCUGCAGCGCUGCGUCACCGACCCCAGCACGGGGCUGCUGCUGCUGCCCCUCGCCGGGGACGGCGGGGAGGGAACGCUCGGAUUCUUUGACCACGGGAGCCAGGCAGCUCUGGAGAGCACCCAGGUGCCCAUUGCUGCAGGGAAAUUCAAGGGCAGGUCCGUGUCUCUCUGGAAACUGCUCUUCUCCGACUACAUCCAGGGUGAGCAAAGGACUGAGCUCGCCCAGCGGUUUUUGGCAGGAACUCUCUCCCUGCAAGGGCUGGGGGAGGCCGUCAGAGCUGCCGUUGAGGAGAAGGCUGCUGCUGCUAACGUCACCUUCAAGGGCCUGAGGGACCAGGUGACGGCUGACCAGCUCCUGAGCUCAGAAAUCAUCAACAAAGACUUGUUCAAGAAGCUCAAGGAGGGAGAAACGUCGGCCAAAGAAGUGGUCAGCAUGGACACGGUCAGGAAGUACCUGCAGGGCACAGGGAGCAUCGGGGGGCUGCUGCUCCCCGACUCCCAGGAGAAGAUCAGCAUCUACCAGGCGAAGCGGAAGGGGCUCCUGAGGCCGGGAACGUCCCUGAUUCUCCUGGAGGCCCAGGCUGCCACGGGGUUUGUCAUCGACCCGGCCGCCAACAAGAGAUACUCCGUGGAUGAGGCGUUACGAGCCAACGUCAUCGGCCCGGACGUUUACGACAAGCUGCUGGCUGCAGAGAAAUCCGUCACUGGCUACAGAGACCCGUACUCAGGGGACAAGAUCUCCCUGUUCCAGGCCAUGCAGAAGGAGCUGAUCGUCAGGGACCACGGCAUCCGCCUGCUGGAGGCCCAGAUCGCCACCGGCGGCAUCAUCGACCCCGUGCACAGCCACCGCAACAGCCACCGCAUCCCCGUGGAGGUGGCCUACAAGCGCGGCUACUUCGACAAGAAGAUGAAUUUGAUCCUGUCCGACCCCAGCGACGACACCAAGGGCUUCUUCGACCCCAACACCCACGAGAACCUGACGUACCUGCAGCUGAAGGAGAAGUGCAUCACCGAGCCCUCCACCGGGCUCUGCCUCCUGCCCCUCAACAGCAGGAAGCGGCAGUUCAUCGACGAGGCCACCAGGCAGGUGUUCAGGAACUCCUGGCUGCCCGUCAGGUUCGGGCGCCUGCGGGGGGAGAAGGUCUCCGUGUGGGACCUGCUGAACUCUGAGUACUUCAGCGAGGGGAGGCGCCGCGAGAUCUUCAACCACUUCCAGCUGAGGAAGCUCAGCCUGGAGCAAAUCCGGCUCAUGCUGGAGGAAGAGAUGAAGAAAUGGGCUCCCAUCAAGUUCCCGGCCAUGAGGGGCAACGUCAGCGCUUAUCACCUGAUGGAGACCGGGGUCAUCGACAGGGCCCUGUUUGAGCGGGUGCUGGAGGGGUCGGUGAGCCCAGAGCAGGUUCUGGGCAUGGACUCGGUCCGGCGGUACCUCUACGGCUCGGGCAGCAUCGGGGGCAUCGUGCUCCAGCCAUCCAACCAGAGGAUGAGCAUUUACGAGGCCAUGAAGCAGAACAUCGUGGUGCCGGGGGUCGCCCUGCCCCUGCUGGAGGCCCAGGCUGCCACAGGCUUCAUCAUCGACCCCGUGAACAACCAGAAGCUGCGCGUGGAUGAGGCCGUCAAGGAGGGCGUCAUCGGGCCGGACGUCCAUGAGAAGCUGCAGCACGCCGAAGGCGCCGUGACGGGCUACAAGGACCCCUUCACGGGCAAGAAGAUCCCCCUGUUCCAGGCGAUGAAGAAGGGGCUGAUCGCAGACAAGCAGGCCAUGCAGCUCAUGGAGGUGCAGAUGGCCACGGGAGGCAUCAUCGACCCGACGUGCGGCCACUACAUCCCCCUGGAGUCGGCCCAGCAGCGGGGCUGCCUGGAUGAGGACACCAGCAAGGCCCUUUCCAAGCCCGGUGAUGAGCACAGAGUCUUCUGCCUCCCGGAAAGCAAAGAGAGCGUCACCUACGCCGAGCUCAUCCAGCGCUGCCAGAAGGACGACGCCUCCGGCUUCCACCUGCUGCCUCUGGCCCAGACAGCCGCUCCUGCCUACACCGACGAGCAAAUCCAGCGCAUCUUCAAGGAAACCAUGGUGAAGGAAAGGGGAGUCUCCCUCUGGGAGCUCGUGCACUCAGGGUAUUUCACCGAGGAGCAGAGGGGCGGCUUCACGGAGCGGUUCCGCUCGGAGGAGCUGUCGCUGGAGCAGCUGGUCGCGCUCGUGCUCAGGCUGGUGGGGGAGAUGGAGAUGAAAGCCAGGACCCAGAUCUCCCUGGAAGGCCUGAGGGGCAGCGUCCCGGUGGUCUGGCUGCUGGACACGGGCAUCAUUUCUCAGAAGACGUUCGAAGAACUGGCUCAGGGUGUGAGAACUCCCGAAGAAGUGGCCGCAAUGGAGAGCGUGAAGAGGUACCUGAAGGGCACGGGCAGCAUUGCUGGGGUCUUCAUAGAGGCAUCCAAACAGAAGAUGAGCUUCUAUGACGCCAUGAAAAACAAUCUGCUGCUGCCUGCUGCUGCUCUGAGGCUGCUCGAGGCUCAGGCAGCCACAGGAUACCUGACUGACCCCGCCACCAACCGCAGGCUCAGCGUGAGGGACGCCGUGAGAGCGGAGCUGAUUGGAGAAGAGCUCACCGAGAAACUGCUCCUGGCUGAGAGGGCUGUCACGGGCUACACAGACCCCUACACCGGGAGCUCCAUCUCCCUGUGCCAGGCGCUCAGGAAGGAGCUCGUCCCCCUGGCAGAGGCCGUGCCCCUGCUGGAGGCCCAGCUGGCCACGGGAGGGGUGGUGGAUCCCAUCCACCACCUCCACCUGCCGCUCCAGGCUGCCUGCAGGUACGGCUUCUACGACGAGGAGCUGAACCAAGCCCUCUCCCAGCUGGAUGACAGCACCAAGGUCUUUUUUGACCCGAACACCAAGGAGAACGUGACCUACCAGCAGCUGAAGGACCGGUGCAUUCGAGAGGCUGAGUCGGGUCUGUGGCUCCUGCCGCUGUCGGAAAACGCGACGUUCUGCGUGGAUGAGCAGACCAUGAAGGUGCUGAAAUCUGUGACUGUUUGCGUCAACGUGGGGCGGUUCAAAGGACAGACCGUGUCUGUCUGGGACCUCCUCAACUCCGAGUACUUCUCAGACAGCAAGAGAAGAGAGCUGGUGCAGAAGUACAAAGAUGAGAAGGCUGAAGUGCUGCAGGAAAUCACAACGGUGAUCACCACAAUCAUCCAGGAGACCGAGGCACAAGGAAAGAAGUUUGCAUUCAAGGGCCUGCGGAAAAGAGUGUCCGCCAGCGACCUCUUCCAGUCCCAGCUGAUAGACAAAAAAACCCUCGACGAGCUCAACCAGGGGAAGAAAACCGUCAAGGAAGUCACUGAGAUGGAGUCUGUCCGCAGGUACCUGGAGGGCAGCAAUUUCAUAGCAGGGGUCCUUAUACAGCCAAGCAACGAGAAGAUGAGCAUCUACCAGGCCAUGUGGAAGGGCAUCCUGAGGCCAGGCACCGCCCUGGUGCUGCUGGAGGCGCAGGCGGCCACCGGCUACAUCAUCGACCCUGAGAAAAACAAGAAGUUUUCAGUGGAGGAAGCGUUGGAGGUGGGGCUGAUCGGAGGGGAGAUCUUCGAGAAGCUGCUCUGCGCCGAGAGAGCCGUGACGGGCUACACCGACCCCUACACCAAAGCCCCAAUGUCCCUGUUUGAAGCCAUGAACCAAGGGCUGAUUGUGAAGAGCCACGGCAUCCGCCUGCUGGAGGCCCAGAUCGCCACCGGCGGCAUCAUCGACCCCGUGCACAGCCACCGCCUGCCCGUGGAGGUGGCCUACGAGCGGCUUCUUCGGCGCGGCUACUUCAACCAGGAGAUGAACCAGAUCCUGUCUGACCCCAGCGACGACACCAAGGGCUUCUUCGACCCCAACACCCAUGAGAACCUGACGUACAUGCAGCUGUUGGAGAGAUGUGUCCAGGACCCAGAGACUGGGUUGUACAUGCUGCAAGUCGUAAAGGAGGGAGGGAAGUAUUUCUACAUCGAUGAGUCCACCAAGCAGGCUCUGCGCUCAAAGCCCCUCCAGGUGAGAGUUGGGAAGUUUAAGGACCAAACCGUUUCUGUCUGGGAAGUGCUCUGCUCUCACUACAUCUCAGAGCAGAAAAGGAAAGAGCUGGUGAUGCAGUACAAAAGCAAAACCCUAACGCUGGAAGAUCUGAUAUCCCUCAUCUUAAAAAUCAUCGAGGACACCGAGCGAAGAGGAGAAGCCCUGAAGGUCAAAGGGCUGCGGGGGGAGGUGUCGGUGUCAGAACUGUUCAACUCCGAGAUAAUCGACAAGAAAACCCUGGACCAGCUGCAGGAUGGAAGCCUCACGCUUGCCAGCCUCACCAAGAGGGACUCUGUCCAAAGGUACCUGGACGGCACCGGGAGCAUCGCUGGGGUUCUCCUCCCGCUGAGGAAAGAGGUGAUGAGCAUCUACCAGGCGCUGAAGAAAGGGCUCCUCACAGAGCAGUGUGCGCUGGGGCUGCUGGAGGCACAGGCGGCCACCGGCUUCCUCCUGGACCCCCGGAACAACCAGAAGCUCUCCGUGGACGAGGCCGUGGCGUCCGGGCUGGUGGGCAGCGAGCUGCGCGAGCCGCUGCUGUCGGCAGAGAAAGCUGUGACGGGAUACUCCGACCCCCAGACAGGAAACAAAAUAUCCCUGUUCCAGGCCGUGAGACAGAAGAUAAUCGUCAGGGAUCACGGCAUCCGCCUGCUGGAGGCCCAGAUCGCCACCGGCGGCAUCAUCGACCCCGUGCACAGCCACCGCCUGCCCGUGGAGGUGGCCUACGAGCGCGGCUACCAACCAGGAGAUGAACCAGAGCACCUGGAUGAGGACACGUUCCUGCUGCUUUCGGACCCAGACCACGGCAGCAAAGGCUUUGUAGACCCCAACACUCACGAGAAGAUCAGUUACAGCCAGCUCCUGCAGAGGUGUGCCAGAGACACGGAGAGCGGCUGGUACCUGCUGCAGGUCCUGGAGAAGGAGAAGGAGGGCGACUACUUCUACAUCGAUGAGCAAACGAAAAACGCCCUGCUGUGCACAAAGGUGCAGGUGCCUGUGGGGAAAUACAAGGGACAGGUGCUGUCCCUGUGGGAACUUCUCUGCUCCGAGUACAUCACGGAGGAGAAGAGAAAGGAACUGGUGAAAAAAUACAAGGUGGAGUCCCAACACAUUGUGCAAGGAAUCAUUGAGACAAUACUGAAGAUCAUUAGAGAAAAAGAAGAGGACAGAAGUGAUGUGUGGUUCCAGGGAAUCCGACAGCAAAUCACAGCAUCAGAACUGCUCAGUGCACAAAUAAUUACAGAGGAAACCAUGGAAAAAAUCCAAGAAGGGAAAGAGACAGCCCAAGGAAUAGCACAACUGGAGAGUGUGAGGAGGUACCUCGAGGGAACGGGAAGCAUCGCCGGCGUGCUGGUGCCCUCCAAGACCGAGCCUGGAAAGGUGGAGAAGAUGAGCAUCUACCAGGCCAUGUGGAAGGGCAUCCUGAGGCAGGGCACGGCGCUGGUGCUGCUGGAGGCGCAGGCGGCCACCGGCUUCAUCAUCGAUCCCGUCCACAACCAGAAGCUCUCCGUGGACGAGGCCGUGGCCUCCGGCCUGGUGGGCAGUGAACUGAAAAACAAACUUCAGAGUGCUGAGAGAGCAGUGACGGGCUACAACCACCCCUACACAGGACAAAAGAUGUCCCUGUUCCAGGCCAUGCAGAAGGAGCUGAUCGUCAGGGACCACGGCAUCCGCCUGCUGGAGGCCCAGAUCGCCACCGGCGGCAUCAUCGACCCCGUGCACAGCCACCGCCUGCCCGUGGAGGUGGCCUACAAGCGCGGCUACUUGGACGAGGAGAUGAACCGGACCCUCUCCGACCCCACUGAUGACACCAAGGGCUUCUUCGACCCCAACACUCAGGAGAACCUCACCUACGUGCAGCUGAAGGAGAGGUGCAUCGAGGAUCCCGAAACGGGCCUGUACCUGCUGCCUCUGCGGGAGCCCGAGAAGCCGAAGGUGGUGGAAACCACUCACAUGUACACGGAAGCAGAGACGCGGAAGGUGUUUGAGGAGACGCAGGUGGACAUCCCCGUGGGCAGCCGGGCGGGCUCCUCCAUGUCGCUGUGGGAGAUCAUGCACUCGGACCUGCUGCCCGAGGAGCAGCGCAAACAUCUCAUGGAGGAGUUCCAGUCGGGCCGCGUGUCCAAGGAGCGCAUGAUCAUCAUCAUCAUCGAGAUCAUCGAGAAGACCGAGAUCAUUCGGCAGCAGAAUCUCACGUCCUACGACUACAUCCGGCGCCGCAUCACAGCCGAGGACCUCUACGAGGCCAAGAUUAUCUCACAGGACAUCUACAACCUGCUGAAACAGGGCUCCAAAACCUUCCGGGAGCUCCUGGACGUGGAGACCGUCUGGAAGUACCUUUACGGGUCGGGCUGCGUGGCUGGCAUCUACAUCCCCUCCUCCAAGCAGACGCUCAGUGUCUACCAGGCGCUGAAGAAGGGGCUCAUCAACCCCGAAGUGGCCCGCUCCCUCCUGGAGGCCCAGGCAGCCACCGGUUUCAUGAUCGACCCCACGAAGAAUGAAAUGCUGACCGUGGACGAGGCGGUCAGGAAGGGCGUGGUGGGGCCGGAGAUCCACGACCGGCUCCUGUCCGCAGAGAGGGCCGUGACCGGCUACAGAGACCCGUACAGCGAACAGAAGAUUUCCCUCUUCCAGGCCAUGAAGAAGGAUCUCAUUCCCAGCGAAGAGGCCCUCAAGCUCCUGGACGCCCAGUGGGAACUGAAGCGGGAGUUUAAGCAGGAGCAGGAUCAGGAGCAGGGACAGGAAUGGGAGCAGGAGCAGGAGCAGGGACAGGAAUGGGAGCAGGAGCAGGAGCAGGAGCUGGAACGAUCCCUCAGGUCCCACACGGUCGAGGUGUCGGCCGGCGGCUCCCACGGCAGGAAGGUGUCCCUGUGGGAGCUGCUCUUCUCCCGCUGCGUGCCCGAUCCCCAGCGGGAGGAGCUGCUGAGGGAAUACAGGGCGGGCGCUGUCACCCUUGCGGAGGUGAUCGAGCUCCUCACGGCCCUGGUGGAGGAGGCGGCGCGGCGCAGCGGCAGCGUGAAAUUCGCGGGGCUCAGGAGGCAGGUGAGCGCCUCGGACCUGCUGGACUCGGGCAUCAUCGACACGGGCACGCUGGCCCAGCUGGUGCAGGGCGCCAGGACGGUGCAGGAGGUGACGCAAAUGGCCUCGGUCAAGCGCUACCUGCACGGCACGGGCGUCAUCGCCGGCGUGCUGGUGCCCUCCAAGAGCCAGCCCGGCACCGUGGAGAAGAUGAGCAUCUACCAGGCCAUGUGGAAGGGCAUCCUGAGGCAGGGCACGGCGCUGGUGCUGCUGGAGGCGCAGGCGGCCACCGGCUUCAUGGUGGACCCCGUCCACAACCAGAAGCUCUCCGUGGACGAGGCCGUGGCCUCCGGCCUGGUGGGCAGCGAACUGCACGAGAAGCUGCUGUCGGCCGAGCGCGCCGUGACGGGCUACUCCGACCCCUACACGGGCGACAAGAUCUCCCUGUUCCAGGCCAUGCAGAAGGAGCUGAUCGUCAGGGACCACGGCAUCCGCCUGCUGGAGGCCCAGAUCGCCACCGGCGGCAUCAUCGACCCCGUGCACAGCCACCGCCUGCUGGACCAGGAGAUGAGCCAGAUCCUGUGCGACCCCGAGAACCAAACGCGGAGCUGCUUCGACCCCAACACCCACGAGAACCUGACGUACCUGCAGCUGCUGCGCCGCUGCGUGCCCGACCCCGACACGGGGCUGCUCAUGCUGCAGCUGAUGGACAAGGGCUCCGUGCUGCACCAGCUGAGCCAGGACGCCCGCACGGCCCUGCAGGCCGCCCGCACCACGCUGCCCCUGGGGCUCUUCCAGGGCACCAGCGUCUCCCUCUGGGAGCUCCUCUUCUCCCGCUACGUCCCCGAGCAGCGGCGCCAGGAGCUGCUGCGCCGCUACAAGGCGGGCACGGUCACCGUUGCAGAGAUGAUGGAGCUGCUCACGGCCAUGGUCACCAGGGCCGAGGCCCAGGGCCACGGUGCCAACGUGGCCACCAAAGACACAGAGAGGGAGCUGCUGCCCGACCCCAUGCAGAACGGCAGCGCCUCAAACUCCCAGAAGGAACAGGAACAAAAACGGGAAGAGGAACAAAAAGGGGGCCCAGCCUGGCCCUGGGAUGCUCUGAGGGAGCAGCAGAGCCCCAGCUGCUGCUCCCUGCUCCUCCCUGGGCUCCGUGGUCACCGCCAGGAGAGGAUUCCCCCACAGCCACCCCAAAAACCGCGCGGGGACUCGUGUCUGACCACGGGCCCGGUGUGCUCCUCCCUCCCCAGACACACCCAGCGCCCCACGGCAGCAGCAUCCUCCCCAGGCACGAUGCAGAACACGAGCGGAUGCUCCCAGAGCUGCAAACCCUCCGGGAGCCCCCCGGCCGCAGGUGAGCACAAAGGGAUGGGUGCGGCCGGCAGUAACUUCAUCGCCGGAGUCUUCCUCCCGGCCAGGAAGGAGAAGCUGAGCAUCUGCGAGGCCAUGAGGAGGGGGCUGCUGAGCCCGGGCACGGCGCUGGUGCUGCUGGAGGCGCAGGCGCUCGGGGCUGCUGACGGAGCCUCGGGGCUGCUGACGGAGCCCGCGAGGAACGAGCGGCUCUCGGUGCACGAGGCGCUGGCCCGGGGGCUCAUCGGCCGCGACUUCUUGGAGAAGCUGCUCUCGGCGGAGGGUGCCGUGACGGGGUACACAGAGCCCUACACGGGGCGGAAGAUGUCGCUGUUCCAGGCCAUGGGGCAGGGACUCAUCCUCAGGGACCACGGCAUCCGCCUGCUGCAGGCCCAGCUCGCCACCGGCGGCAUCAUCGACCCCGAGCGCGGCCACCGUGUCCCCGUGGAGGUGGCCUACGAGCGCGGCUACCUGGACCAGGAGAUGAGCCAGAUCCUGUGCGACCCCGAGAACCAAACGCGGAGCUGCUUCGACCCCAACACCCACGAGAACCUGACGUACCUGCAGCUGCUGCGCCGCUGCGUGCCCGACCCCGACACGGGGCUGCUCAUGCUGCAGCUGAUGGACAAGGGCUCCGUGCUGCACCAGCUGAGCCAGGACGCCCGCACGGCCCUGCAGGCCGCCCGCACCACGCUGCCCCUGGGGCUCUUCCAGGGCACCAGCGUCUCCCUCUGGGAGCUCCUCUUCUCCCGCUACGUCCCCGAGCAGCGGCGCCAGGAGCUGCUGCGCCGCUACAAGGCGGGCACGGUCACCGUUGCAGAGAUGAUGGAGCUGCUCACGGCCAUGGUCACCAGGGCCGAGGCCCAGGGCCACGGUGCCAACGUGGCCACCAAAGACACAGAGAGGGAGCUGCUGCCCGACCCCAUGCAGAACGGCAGCGCCUCAAACUCCCAGAAGGAACAGGAACAAAAACGGGAAGAGGAACAAAAAGGGGGGGAGCAGGAGCAGGAGCUGGAACGAUCCCUCAGGUCCCACACGGUCGAGGUGUCGGCCGGCGGCUCCCACGGCAGGAAGGUGUCCCUGUGGGAGCUGCUCUUCUCCCGCUGCGUGCCCGAUCCCCAGCGGGAGGAGCUGCUGAGGGAAUACAGGGCGGGCGCUGUCACCCUUGCGGAGGUGAUCGAGCUCCUCACGGCCGUGGUCACCGGGGCGGAAAGCGAGAACGGAGCUCUGGGCUCUCCCGCAGCCAAAAUCGGCGACGAGGUGAGGGCGUCAGCCCCAGGCCAGGAGCAGCGGUUGAGAAAAUCCCUGAAGUCUGCGAGAGUCCGAGUCACGGCCGGGGAGUUCCGGGGGCGAAACGUGUCCGUGCUGGACCUGCUCUUCUCGGGAUCCGUCCCUCAGGGGGCGCGGCAGGAGCUGCUGGAGCUGCACAGGGCAGGGAUCCUGAGCACCGAGCAGGUGGCCACCGUGGUCACCAACAUGGUCACCCGAGCUGAGGCCGCCAACGUGGCCAGGAGCCCGCACAGGGCAGGGGAGGACGAGGAGGGUGGCCCAGCACGCCUGGAUGAUGCCCUGAAGGCCACCCCCGGGGAGCUGCAGGGCAGGCAGGUGUCCCUGUGGGAGCUGCUCUUCUCCCAGCACAUCCCCGAGGAGAAGCGGCAGGAGCUGCUGCAGCUCUACCGAGAGGGGUUCCUAACGCUGGAGCUGAUGACAACUGUUGUCAGCGCUCUGAUUAGGAAAAAAGAGUCGACAGGCAGGAAAUUCCACGUCACAGUCAAGGGUUCCAAGGGUGACGAAACCCCCAAAGAAGAACCGUGGGAAACAACCCUAAAAACCACCAGGGUCGAUGUGGAGGCUGCCGAGUUUCGGGGCCGCGCGGUCUCGCUCUGGGAGCUGCUGCACUGCCGGUACAUCCCCGAGGAGAGCAGGGAGGAGCUGCUGGGGCUGCUCCGGGCGGGGGAGCUGAGCCUGGGCCAGCUGAGGGCGGCUGUGAGAGCCAUGGCGAGCAGGGCAGCAGCUGCCGCGGCGAGGGCAGGGCCGGGGGAGCCCGGGAGCGAACCAGUGGCCCCCGGGAGUGAUCCCAGGGGAGAAGCAGGGGCCCCUGUGAAUGGUACCAGGGCAGAACCAGUGGCCCCCGGGAGUGGUCCUGGGGCAGAGCCAGUGGCCACAGAGGCCGAGCCCAGCCCCCCGCACCGGGACAGGGCCUGGGAAGGGACCCUGAAGGCCACCAGAGCCCGGGUGUCACUGGGGGAGAGGAACCAGUGGGACCUGGGGGUGGCCACAGGGCAGAACCAGUGGCCCCCAUGA